Sclerotinia sclerotiorum 1980 UF-70 is the source of this 657-nucleotide messenger RNA. RefSeq lists its product as hypothetical. NCBI's taxonomy places the organism in Eukaryota, Fungi, Ascomycota, Leotiomycetes, Helotiales, Sclerotiniaceae. Bases 1 to 657 code for a protein of 218 amino acids. The record is from RefSeq and is a predicted model, not a curated record. Gene Ontology annotation, cellular component: nucleus. The transcript is spliced from 2 exons.
AUGUCGAGUCACUGUCAUGAUGAGCAUGACCAUGGUCAUGGAGGCCAUUCUCACGAAGGGCACGAUCAUUCCGACGAUAUCACCCCCGCGCUUCAAUACUCACUCUAUCAACACAUCAAUUUUGACGACAUAACCACACUCAACGAAGCCUCCUCCGGAUCCGGAAAAGCCAUCGUAAAGAAAACAUGGGAUGAGCGAAUGAACGAACAACCAGAACUCGAAAGCGAUGCUGACGAGCAACUUCUGAUGCACAUUCCCUUCACAGGCCAAGUAAAACUCCACUCUAUUCUCCUCCGCACAUCGAAUUCAGAUUCCGCACCCAGGACUCUCAAAGUCUUCAUCAACCGCGAUGAUCUUGAUUUCAGCACCGCGUCGGAUCUGCAACCCACGCAGGAAUUCCAGUUGAGUCAGACGUCGGAGAUACAGGAUAUAGGGGUUAAGAGGGCGUUGUUUGGGAAAGUACAGAAUUUGACGCUGUUUGUGGAGGAUAAUUAUGGAGAGGAUGUGAGUCGCAUUUGUUAUCUGGGCUUGAAGGGAGAUUGGAUGCAGUUGGGUAAGGCGCCUACGAAUAUUUUGUAUGAGGCGGCUGCAAAUCCGAGUGAUCAUAAGGUUAAGGGUACAAGUGCGAAUCAGAUGGGUAGUAAUAUUGGACAGUGA